AUGGCCACCUCCGCGUUCCUCAGGGCUGCGAGGCGGCGGGAGCUCCAUGCGCCGCUGAGUACCCUUCGAUCCGUAUGUUCUCUCCCUCUAGUUUCUAUACACCCACCUUUAGCAAGCUGUACUCGGACUAGAAAGUUUGGUUACGCUUCCUUUGUCUCGUCCCCCCAAGCCUCUCGGUAAUCGAUGUUUCAUUUCGUUUUCUUUCUAGGUCUGGCCUGGUUUUCUCUCAGUAGUGGUUCUUAUUCGUCACGGUAUUAACGGUAUAACCAGCUGCUAUAAAACGGUCCAUAAUGGGAUGCACUGAUCUUUCCGCUCGCUAACGGUUUAUUGACUUAACAUAAUUUCUGGCCCGUCUAAGGUGAGAAUUCCUUGGAGGGCAGGAUUGAUCCGUUAAUCAGUUGAUCAACUUAGCUUAGCUUCAACCAACCUCCGCCAUGUUGUUUUUUCUUGUCUUCUAUGUUAUCCUGCCGGUUUGAUCCUUCGUCUACCCGUUGUGCAAUACGCACGUACUCAGUUCUGAUUUCCAACGUGUGUCAACGUUCAUGGAGGUAUUAGUCUGUCUAGUAUGGGAAUUAAUGAGAUCAGGAAAUCGUGUUUGUUUAGGCUAAUGUGAUAUUCCCUAUCUCAAUGAGGUAAUGACCGUAUGAUCGAUUUGAUUUUAAAUUUUUUUCAGGGUUGAUGUGUCUGUUUAAUGAGACUUUCUGUAAAAGCCCUAAUGCGAGAAUCGUAUCUAGUGAUGUUCAAAAUUAUCCUAUAAGGAAAUCGAACUCACAUGUUCUGUCAGUGCUUUAUGCAAAUAUCAAUCUUUUACUCCCAAGUUGUGCGUGGGAAUCGCUACCAGCCGUGCAGGAUUACUUGCUGGUCGGAAUAGAUAUGUUGAACCUGACUCCGUCGGGAGAUUAUUGAUUCCCAUUUGUCCCGUCCCAGCCUCCAACCCAGUUCUUCACUGGAGCAACUUCAUUGAAAAUUGGAUCCUUCCGCUGACAUAUGAUGAAAAUACUAGUGUAGCAGUCGAUGACUAUUUUUAUCUAACCGUCCUUUAAUUACCGUGCCUUUGAGGAUUCCUUAAAGAUCGUAUCUCUCGGGAAUAGUUUUGUUGUACUCUGCACGUUGGAAACAGACCUUACUCCUGCUCUAUUUUUUCUUAUACACGAGUUUAAGAUGUAUUCGCAUGCUCUGUAACUUAUCAUGUUGUAGAUGUAUAUAGCUACUUUAUUAGAGGUUUGACUCUUUGUGUUUCCUUAGCCUCUCACGCACUUAUAAUUUGAUGUGUAAUUCUAUUUUCUUCUGCCCAAGGCAGUACCUAACUAAGUGCGAUGGAAAUGUCAUUUAGUGGAUUCAACCACCUUUCAUGUUAUCGAUUUUUGCUAUUCUUUUCGAAAUGUGGCUUCUAAUUUGUAACAAAAAAUAUUUAAUUUACUGGGUGGGAAAAGUCCAAGAUUUGGGAUAAAGUAUUAACCCCUAGUCCAGAGAAGGUAAACUAUUUUUCUGGUCAUCAUUGAGAGCCACACAACGUGACUCUUGCAGGACACCGGGUGUUGGUUUCUCUUUACAGUUGUAAAAAAAUGUGGCAUCUGACUGCUCAUUCUCCUAUGUUCUCAUUGCAUGGUCUUGAAAAGUUGUGUUAUCAAGCUAUCUGAUAUAUUUGCUUUCGUUAGUUCUUAUCGAGUACUCGUGUUAUUUAUUUUGAACUAGUUUAAGGGAUCUAAGAGUUUUUUAUGUCGCUGUUUCAUCCUAUGUUUUCUUUGCUGUUUGUAAAAGAUGCGGAAGAUUGUUUGGUAAUAGUAAAUUUUCCUUGGCUGGAAGGACGAAUUUAGUUCUCCUUGUUAGAUAUCUAGGUUAACGCAGGUUAAAGUUUUACCUUAACGAAUUUGGAUAGUGUUCGAAAUACGAAAGGCUGUCUCGCCUGUGUUUCUACAUGCUUUAACAAGCUUUUCAUCACAUAGAUUGAGUAUGCGCUGGCGUAGUAUUGAUUACAAUUACGGUUUGAUGGGCUCAUUUUCCUCGUCAAAGAAUUUUUUCAGUAAUUUAAUAUAUAUUUCAACAAUUUGGAGCAAAACAGCGAAUAAGUGAUAGCAUUUUUCGUUGCAGGUUUCUAGCAAUCCAAAAGCAUCAUGGACUGUUUUUGGUCACAGAUGGACAGGCUUAACUAGGCCGUUCAGGUAACAAUGAACAUGAUAUUCAAUAUCAUGCAUAAUUGGAUAGCUUUUUUGAGAUGCCUGUGGCUAAAUCGAUUUUUGUUACUUCAGUGCAAAGUCUACCAGUAAUGAUAUAAUUGGAAUUGACCUGGGAACAACAAAUUCUUGUGUGGCAGUCAUGGAAGGAAAGGUUAGCUAUGUGAUGUUUUCCUCGUGCACUUAUUUUUUUAAUUUGUAUGAAAUACUUCAUUCUACCGGUCCUAUUGCAGAAUGCAAAGGUCAUUGAGAAUUCUGAGGGGUCAAGGACCACACCUUCAGUGGUUGCUUUUAACCAAAAAGGAGAAUUGCUAGUUGGAACACCGGCAAAGCGUCAGGCUGUCACUAAUCCGACAAAUACUCUUUUUGGAACGAAGCGCCUGAUUGGUCGUCGUUUUGAGGAUCCUCAGACUCAGAAGGAAAUGAAGAUGGUUCCUUACAAGAUAGUAAAGGCUCCUAAUGGUGAUGCAUGGGUGGAAACUAAUGGACAGCAGUAUUCUCCUAGUCAGAUUGGAGCAUUUGUUUUGACAAAAAUGAAAGAAACUGCCGAGGCGUAUCUUGGUAAAAGUGUUUCAAAAGCAGUGGUUACAGUUCCAGCUUAUUUCAAUGACGCACAAAGACAGGCUACAAAAGAUGCGGGGAGAAUUUCGGGUCUUGAUGUGCAGCGUAUCAUUAAUGAACCCACUGCUGCUGCUCUCUCUUAUGGGCUUAAUAACAAGGAGGGUCUUAUUGCAGUUUUUGACCUUGGAGGGGGAACAUUUGAUGUCUCAAUUUUAGAAAUAUCAAAUGGUGUUUUCGAGGUAACAGUUUCGGCCUGGUAACUCGUACAAUUUUCAGCUUUUAAAUUCUUAUAAUAUUUUCCUGUUUUACAGGUGAAAGCAACUAAUGGUGAUACUUUCUUGGGUGGAGAGGACUUUGAUAAUGCUCUGUUAGACUUUCUUGUUGGUGAAUUUAAGAGAACUGAGAGCAUUGAUCUCUCAAAGGAUCGGCUUGCACUACAGAGGCUUCGAGAAGCAGCUGAGAAGGCUAAGAUAGAACUCUCAUCUACAUCUCAGACAGAGAUAAAUCUGCCGUUCAUCACAGCUGAUGCCUCGGGUGCUAAACAUUUGAAUAUUACACUGACACGGUCCAAGUUUGAAUCUUUAGUGAACCACUUGAUUGAGAGAACUAGAAACCCUUGCAAAAACUGCCUGAAGGAUGCUGGCAUCUCCACGAAAGAUGUUGAUGAAGUUCUUCUUGUUGGUGGGAUGACCAGAGUUCCUAAGGUUCAGGAUAUAGUCGCAGAGAUUUUUGGAAAGCUUCCAAGCAAGGGAGUGAAUCCAGAUGAGGCAGUCGCGAUGGGUGCUGCGAUUCAGGGAGGCAUCCUCCGAGGAGAUGUUAAAGAGCUGCUUCUGUUGGACGUUACUCCCUUGUCACUUGGUAUUGAAACAUUGGGUGGCAUCUUCACCAGAUUGAUCAACAGGAAUACGACUAUCCCAACAAAGAAAAGUCAGGUAAGCUCAUUCCAUUUCUUCUUACUUCAGGUUUUUGGAUCUAGUACGUUUGCUAUUUUUUUGGUCUAUUGCCACCGAGCGAUGGUAAGUAGAGUUUAUUUUUAACUAUAAUUAGUAUCACCCGAAUCGUUGGCAGCCGGUUAGAAGGCCAUUAACCCAGGGAUAUCUUUUCAGGCAUGGUCUCCAUAGUUGCAUGCACGUAAACUGGCCCUGGCAAUGUGAUUUGGAUCGUAAUUGGAUAGAAUACGAUAGGAAUCAAUUAGGAAACGGGUAAAAAAUGAGCUGAUCUGUGUUUCUAAUACGGAUUCUGCGAUUCUUUUGUCUCUGUGUAUGUAAGCUACGCCGCUGGUGUCCCUGUUCGUGUUUUUUUCCUAUCCCUCGUUGGGAGGGCAGCCGCAUAUGCUGCUUUAAUUGCUCUUCAUUAGAGAAUCAUAGUGAGGGGACACCUGAGAAAUAGUGGGAUGGGUGGAGCAUCCUCUCCACCCUAUGUUAUACAUAUGGAUAGAACAAGUGUCGUGGUCUGCUGGUCAGUGUGCCCAGUGCAAGCAGGUGUAGUGGCGCACUGACAUUCUGCCGCAUGUUUUGAUGGAGGAGGUUUCAGUUGUAUGUUUCAACUGGUACUCGUUUUUUAGAUAAAUUUAGUCAUUUCUAGGCACUGUCCCAGGAGAUGCUUAUGUCCUUGGACCAUGGAGUCUCGGUGGCUGAUCAAAACUUCAAUCACACCUUGAACAUAUUCGUUGGCCAUUGGAUUUGGAUUUUCAAUGACAAAUGAGGCACUGAACUCACGUUUCUUGUAAGGUGGUUUCAUGCAAUUUAUCUCCAUGGUUGGCAAUCCAGGUAAUCUGAGGUUGCGUACACUCGAGCGUGCAAAGGACACGUGCUUGUAACAAUAAAAUUAGAAGGCUGCCUCUUUGUUUAUAACAGGCCUACUUUACUCACACCUACUAAUUAUGCGCUUGAUUGAUAUUUUGGAUUCUGGUCUUUCAUGUAAUCGCUGGACUGUAGUUCUAGAGUAUCUAUUUACACCAUGCUUGUACUCUUUGUUGACGGUUUCAACCUGCAUGAGUCAUUCGUUGUUAGCUGCUCUGUCUUUAACUAUGCGCACUAGUUUUGUCUGGCGUAUUUGGGCACCUGAUUGGAUGGAUUAUCCAGUCAUUCCCGUCCCUGCAGCGUGCGCAGGCAGCAGUUAGCUGUACUAAUUGAGUGUUCUUUGCGGUACUUGGCCAGACGUUCUCUACUGCAGCCGACAACCAGACUCAAGUCGGAAUCCGCGUUCUUCAAGGAGAGCGUGAGAUGGCUUCGGAUAACAAGCUCUUAGGGGAGUUUGAGCUCGUCGGCAUUCCACCUGCUCCCAGAGGGUUGCCUCAGAUUGAGGUCACCUUCGACAUCGACGCGAAUGGGAUCGUCACAGUCUCGGCCAAGGACAAGUCCACAGGCAAGGAGCAACAGAUCACCAUCAGGUCUUCCGGCGGCCUCUCGGAGGAUGAGAUCCAGAAGAUGGUGAGGGAGGCCGAGUUGCAUGCCCAGAAAGACCAGGAGAGGAAGGCGUUGAUUGACAUCAGAAACAGCGCGGACACUACGAUCUACAGCAUAGAGAAGAGCCUGGGCGAGUACAGGGACAAGAUACCCUCGGAGGUUGCUUCUGAGAUCGAGUCCGCUGUGGCCGACCUGCGGAAGGCCAUGGGGGAGGAGAACGUGGACGAGAUAAAGGCUAAGCUGGAUGCGGCGAACAAGGCGGUCUCCAAGAUUGGGCAGCACAUGGCCGGGGGCUCGGGUGGGUCCGCCACCGGCGGUGGAGCAUCAGGUGGCGGCGACCGGGCCCCGGAGGCGGAGUAUGAGGAGGUCAAGAAGUGA
Messenger RNA from Spirodela intermedia, 5521 nucleotides. The record is from the annotation of a GenBank genome assembly. Lineage: Eukaryota; Viridiplantae; Streptophyta; Magnoliopsida; Alismatales; Araceae.